AGCAGGACGGGUACCCGCGAGUUCACAGGAGGCAGGAGGAUGGACAGUGGAGCUGAUGCGCUGCUCCAGACGGAGAUGUUGGACCUUAUUGCCGACUCGGGACUCGCCGAGCUGGCCAAGGACUCGGGCCUAGUCUCGGCCUCGGGCAUGCUCAAUACGCCCGGCUCCAGCCGUGGUCAAUCGACUCAAGCACAGGAUCCGCCCGCUUCUCUCGAUCAUAUCAAUCUGCCGAUGCUGCCGCCGCUGGGCGGACUGCCGGGCUCGCCGCUUGUUGGCAGCGGGAAGAAGCGUGGGCGCGAGGGUGAGGAUGAAGUGAGAGUCGGGCGGGGCUCACUGGAGGAGGUGGCAACGGCAGCGCUGGUGGCAAGCUCGCGGCGGGCGUCUGUGGCAUCGACACCGACGCCUCGGCGGCGGAAGCGAUCCUCAUCCAAGGCGCCCGGCUCAACGGCCAAGAACGCCGGGCUGCGGCACUUUUCGAUGCGUGUGUGCCAAAAGGUGCGGCAGAAGGGCCAGACGACGUACGACGAGGUGGCGACCGAGCUGGUCAACGAAAUUGUGGCGGCCGAGGCGGCCGAGGGCAAGACCAACUCGAACCAGAAGAACAUCCGGCGGCGGGUGUAUGAUGCGCUCAACGUGUUGAUGGCGAUGGACAUCAUCUCGCGCGAGAAAAAGGUCAUCUCGUGGCUUGGUCUCCCGUCGAGCGAAGUCGGCGAGUGCGACCAGGUCCGCAAGCGCAUUGCAGCGAGGACGGCGUCGAUUGCCCAGAAGAAGCACCAUCUGCAAGAGCUGUUGACCCAGGUGGUGACGCUUAACAACCUUGUCGAGCGCAACACCAAUCGGCGGCGCAAGCUGCAGCGCAAUCUUGCGGGCAACGCCGUGGCGUCCAGCAUCCGGUCUGGAGGGCGGUCGACGGUUGCGCUCGACAUGGGUCCCCUCUUCGCGUCGUCCCCGAACGAGUCACCGGUCUCGUCGCCACGGCGGUCGUCGCGGAGACGAGCGUCGUCGCCGGUGGCGGAGGAGCCGGUGGCGGAGAAGGGGGGGUGGCGGUGGUUGAGGACGCAGCGUCGCUUGUUGACGAGCUCGACGCCGGCUUUACGGCCGAAGACGAUGCCGAGCAGAACCGGCUCUACCUCCCGUUCAUUGUCGUCAACACACCACGUGACACGGUGAUUGACUGCGAGAUGGCGGUUGACCGCUCAGACUUUUUCUUCAACUUUUCCCAGCCAUUUGAAAUCCACGAUGACAACGAGAUUCUCAAGCGCAUGGGCCUGCAGUUUCUCACCUCUCAAGUCCGCGACACGUACAUUCCCAAGGAGCUGCAGAACUUUCUGCCGGCUUCGCUGGUAGUUGCCGAUCCCGCACCGUCCGAGUGAUCGCUUGGAGCGUCGACAACGUGCGGCUAUUAACAUCAUCAUCGGAAACAGCUACA
Messenger RNA from Thecamonas trahens ATCC 50062, 1429 nucleotides. RefSeq names its product transcription factor Dp-1. Gene Ontology annotation, biological process: regulation of transcription by RNA polymerase II; regulation of cell cycle. Gene Ontology annotation, molecular function: RNA polymerase II transcription regulatory region sequence-specific DNA binding; DNA-binding transcription factor activity, RNA polymerase II-specific. The record is from RefSeq and is a predicted model, not a curated record. Lineage: Eukaryota; Apusomonadida; Apusomonadidae. The transcript has 3 exons. Gene Ontology annotation, cellular component: nucleus; transcription regulator complex. The coding region runs from base 40 to 1170 and encodes 376 amino acids.